AUGAAUCCUGAUCAAGCCUUUCAACCAGCACGAUAUGGCAGCAACUCGAGAUUCUGUCCUCUGAAAAUAGCACCGACCCCAAAGUCGUCAAUAGUAAAAGUAUUCUCCGUCGAGGUUCACACGUUCUGUGAAGAUUAUUUUAAAAACAUGAGAAGAAUAGCACAACUUGAGAGUCUUAGUAGACAAAUGAUGAAAAUGUUUCAAGCAUUUCAAGCCAAAGAGCAAUCCUUCACCAAUCAGUCGGGUCCAAUACGGAGGCACACCAACAAUGCGAAUUUGGCUUCCAAAUUGGUAAAGUUAGACUUCCCUCGCUAUAACGAGGCCGAAGACCCCGGACUUUGGAUUAGUCGAGUGGAAUAA
Messenger RNA from Dovyalis caffra, 360 nucleotides. The record is from the annotation of a GenBank genome assembly. Lineage: Eukaryota; Viridiplantae; Streptophyta; Magnoliopsida; Malpighiales; Salicaceae.